Molecule: messenger RNA, 801 nt
Organism: Ornithodoros turicata
Lineage: Eukaryota; Metazoa; Arthropoda; Arachnida; Ixodida; Argasidae
Exons: 4
Coding region: 74-532 (152 amino acids)
Source: RefSeq, a predicted model, not a curated record
CCUUCGCGUGAGAUGUCGUUUCGAAACCGACGCAGCGUUCCUGACUCCAGGAAAACUUCCUUCGAAAACCUCGAUGUUUGAUUUCGCACGCCAAGGAUACAGCUACAGCCAGACCCCAGACGAAGCGAAAGUUGGAAGCAGCUACAUCACUAGCGGGUAUCCAGAUGAAGCAAGGAGUGUUCAUGCUGUCCGUGUAUGCUCCUCGCAUUUCACCGAUAAUGUGUACCUGGAUGAGAACAUCGUGCAAGUGCAACUUGGAUUGACACAAAAAAGGAACGAAUUGAAACUUGACGCCGUUCCGACAGUGUUCCACGAACAAAGCGAGCCAGCAACUUCGACACUGCAGGCAGCUCGACAGGGUCAAGCGCAAGUGAAGGACCAGGUGCUGCUGAUCCAAGUCCCAUCCAUCCAUGAAACGGCAUCAAACAAUGAUCUUCCAGAACAGUGCUUUCUUCAUCCAAGUUCAAGAAGUAAAGAGAAUGACUUCAUGGCUUCUACUGACAUCUCACAGCUACAUGCCAAGACAAAAUAACUUGAAAACAGGAAAUGAAAAGAAAAAAAAGGUCCGUUUCAGGUCCACCCAAAUCUUUGUGCAGAGGCUGACAACAACAACGUUAUUGUGAGAUGAUGAAUGAUGCUGAUGCGGCGUUGAGAUUAAGCCCUUGUUUCCUUUUUUGUUCUACGAGGCACUGUCACAUAAGCAUUGGCCAAAUUUGCUAUCCUGUGAGCUUUGAUAGGAUAUGCCGUAGAUAGUAAGAGGCCUCUUACUGUAAAAGGGAGGUGCAUUAUUCGAGUAGUGGG